AUGGGAUCGCUUACAUACGUCAACGCUGAGUAUUGGGAGAUCCGGGGGGGUCGGGGCUUGCAACAUCUAGACGUGGAGAAACGAUGGCAGGCUGCAAGAAUCCUCCCGGAUCGAUCAGGCGCUGGCCCAGAAGGAUUCUCCGUUCCUGAUUGCCCUCUCGCAAGGAUGAAACUUGGCCCAGCCAGGCAGGACGAGGAUGCGUCUGCCCAGGAUCUCCCACCUGGCUCGCCACGGGACAUCGCCAGGUAUCGCCAGGAGUUUGACAGGCACGAUUACCUCAACUCCGGCUUCGUGGCCACCAAGGAAUUGAGAGAGAUUCUGAAAGCACUGGGGCGAAACCUUUCCGACGCAGCCGCGAGCAUCCUGCUGAAGCAGAUCGACAGCGACGGCUCUGGCACCGUUGACUUCGAGGAGUUCCUUGGCGGGUGCUUCGGGAUCAGAGAGCCUCGUCCGGAGGACAAGCCUCCUUCCCCACACGAGGUUGUCUACCGUCAGAUGCUCGACUGCAUCUACCGCGACGAUCUGUCCAAGAUGCGGAAAUUGGCGGUGGAACACGGGAUCAGAGACUUUGUCGACCCUGUAACAGCGGUCGGAUUGAUCCAUGUGGCUGCUCGGAGCGGAGGAGAGAGGAUGGUUCUGCUUCUCCUUGAGCUGUCGGCCGAUCCCAACGAGGUCACCGACUCUGGGGAAACCCCUCUGCAUUUUGCCGCAGAGAGCUCGCACAGGGAGCGAGGCAGAGUCAUCACUGCGCUGCUGGCCGCGGGAGCCGACACAAGAACGAGAGAUACGGACUCUUCGAACGCUUGUCUAGAGUACAUGUACAAGGAGUCGAAGGCUUCAGGAUUUGCAUGGGAGGAUGACAGGGAAAUGCUGGAGAGGCUGAAAAAUCACCGGAGAAAGAAUUUCGCAGCUCACGGAUAUCACCUCAUGAAGAACAAGAACAAGGUUAGGAGAGGAUGGAUGAUAAGUUGUGUUCUGACGAAACUUCUGCGACCCAAGAACAAGAGAAGACUCACCGCAAGCAUCACAAACAUCGUCGACAUCAUCACCAUCACCAUCACCAUCACCACCAACAACCAGAAGAACAACAGAAGAAAACGAAAGAAAGGUAUCCGACUUUUGCAGCUCCAGCAAAGAAGCAAAGGAGAAGGAGACUACCCAGGACUCGCUCACAUGGUUGAAACGAGAGCACAGAAAGUACUCAAACAUGUUGUGCUACAGACCGAUAACUUGCAAAUGCAGGAUACGUCAAGCCAAGGAUGA
Messenger RNA from Guillardia theta CCMP2712, 1263 nucleotides. RefSeq lists its product as hypothetical. Lineage: Eukaryota; Cryptophyceae; Pyrenomonadales; Geminigeraceae. Bases 1 to 1263 code for a protein of 420 amino acids. The transcript has 8 exons. Gene Ontology annotation, molecular function: calcium ion binding; protein binding. The record is from RefSeq and is a predicted model, not a curated record.